Talaromyces marneffei is the source of this 2772-nucleotide messenger RNA. RefSeq lists its product as uncharacterized. The record is from RefSeq and is a predicted model, not a curated record. Gene Ontology annotation, cellular component: cytoplasmic vesicle. The transcript is spliced from 4 exons. NCBI's taxonomy places the organism in Eukaryota, Fungi, Ascomycota, Eurotiomycetes, Eurotiales, Trichocomaceae. Gene Ontology annotation, biological process: regulation of Rab protein signal transduction. Bases 1 to 2772 code for a protein of 923 amino acids.
AUGGCACCCUCACUCAGAGACCACUCAUCCUUCGUUCGCCCGUCCACCCGGGACCGGCCCGUGACUAGAGACCAGGCCGACAAUUCUCUCGUUAUUCCCAGUCGCACUUCAUCUUUGCAUUCUCGUAUCACCCAGCCAAUUCCCUCGACAUUGAACUUGAAGCCCGCGCAGCGCACGCCAAAGACCUUGACACAUGCCUACAUGGUCUGUGGUGUUGGCCGUGAGCCAUCUCAAUGGGUCAAGGCGCCGGCACCAAUUCAGGGGAAAAUUCAGCACAUGAAGGGCGCCGUGGGCCAGUUCUGGUUGCCCGAAAUUCUUGGUAGCAGCCCACGGUUGGAACAGGAUAAUGAGAUUGCGCGAUCUUUGCAUGCCGCCAUGAGGGCAUGUUUCCCUCAUGAUGUCGAAAUUUGCACUGGUAAAUCACAGCCCCACUGCGUCCACCACUCCUUUGUUCUGCAGCAGGACUCAUCCCACACCCUGUACGGCAUCGCACUGCGUGUGUGGUCUCGUGCUGAUGAGAAGCGCGCUGAAACUAUUCGUGACCUACGCAAGAAAACCGAAUCCGACUAUUACGACAAUCCGGACGAGACCUACUGGAUUCCAUACUGCUUGAGUUUCCUGUCUCGUUAUCCGCUUUAUGAUCUUCUGGGAGAUUACCUUCGCGGCAUGUGGAUUCACUGGAACAAAGCCACCAACCUGUUCCAUGCCGAGGAAGUCUCCCGCAUUCUGAGCUUCCCGGCUCCUCGCCUUAACGACUUGGUCCGAAUUGAUAUGAAAGAUUACGCGCUCUGCUAUCAAUUCCCCUCCUCUCCAACUGGAUUCCAGAACUUCUCCAUGUGGCCGUUGUUCAACUGUCUCUCCAUUCCCAACAUUGUAGGCGUUAUCGAGGCAGCUGUUUCCCCAACUCGCCGUAUCAUCUUCGUCAGCCACUAUCCCGCCAUGCUUACUAUUGCCGCUGAGACUAUUCGAUUCUGCGUUCGUGUUUAUGAGUGGAGCGGCCUCUAUGUGCCGGUGGUUCAUGCUCGUCAUGCCAAGGAACUUGUCGAGGAGCCUGGCCCAUAUAUUCUCGGUAUCUCUCCUGAGUGCCGUUCCUUGUUCACCGCGCCAUCAGACGCUUUGGUUGUCGACUUGGACCGCAACUUCGUCCUCACUUCUAGCCCACCUAACGUUCUUACUCCGGGCCAGCGUACCAAGUUCAUUAGCCGCCUGACCCAAGCCCUGAACGGCGAAGUCACCCCAUCCGGCGUGCCUCAGCAUUUGCGUUCUGCAUAUGGCGGCGGCAAGUUGAUCCCAGCGGGUCAGAUUAUUGUGAUGAAGGGUGAAGUGGAGAGCGUACAGGACCCUGCCUGGUGGAACCAAGAUGCCGUUAUGAGCGUCACCGACCACGUUUGCGAGAAACUUGGACGCAACACUGGUAUGAAGGCCAUCUUCGGUGGCUCCGUCAAGAAGCCCCUCAUGGCCAAGGUCUCGAUGAGACACUUGAACGAGAUCGUCCGUGAGCGCAACCAGUACUCGCGCGAUACAGUGGAAGCUUGGCAGGAUUUCAUCAACCUCAAGGGACGCAUGGACACCGAGUUAUCCAAGGUCACCAAGCGCAACAACUUCUUGGUCGAAGAAUUGGAAACUUGGAAGCAGCAGUUUCUCAAAUUCCAAGCAUUUGCUGAGCAGCUCACAAAGGAGACUUCCGAGCUCAAGGUCAAGAUCGAAGGACACAAGCGCGAGAACCGCCGCCUUACUGGCCUCAUCGACACACAGAAGGAUGACAUUACUCGUCUUACUCUUCGUCUCUCUGGCACUGAGAAGCAGCGUGAUGACGCCUUGGAAGCCUUGGUUCUUCAGCAAGAAAUCGCAGAGGAGCUCGAGCGCGAACGUAAGCGCAACCAGAAGGAACUCUCAGCUAUGGAGCACCGAACCUCGACUCUCACUCGUCAACGUGACGAAGCCCAGAGGAUCGUGGUGCACUUGCGCAGCCUAAUUGAUGGCCAGACCCACCACAUGGAGCACAUCAUCCGAAACCUCGCCAGCUCUACUGACCUUGGCGAAUAUAUUGACCAGGCUCUAGAAAACUCAGCUCAAGAGUCCACUUCUGCAUCCUCACCUGUACGGUCAAUGACUGAAAGCCCCAAGUCUAUGAAACGUCUAUCCCGACCUGGCUCUCGUGUCCGCCUCUCCAGUGCAUUCAACAGCCGCUCUAGCAGUGCAAGCGACAACAUGAGCCCUGAGAUGGAGUCUGUUAUGGACAAGGCACAACGACGCCUCUCUCAGAUGAGCAUGCCUGAUGUCGCUGACCGCUACCUGAAGGAUAAGACUGAUGCUAUUGCUGCUAUUAUUCGCAACAUUAGUGAGCAGUGUGCUGCUGCCGUCGAGGGAUUGCACCUUGCCCAAGAUGCCGAGAAUGAGGAGGCAGAGGCAGCUAAGAAUGAAGCUCACCUUGCACCUUCUACCUCUGGCACUCGUGAAGAAGGCAGCGAGGCCGGGGAGAGCGAAAGCGGCUACCUCCAUGCUGACAACCGUGCCUCCAGCAUUCCACCAACACCAGAUCUUGUGCACAACCGUUCGAGCACAUCCAUGUCAAUGGUCAGCACAUCGACCAUUGCUGAGCGCUCUAGCCAGCAGUACAACCCUGGAGAGAUCCCAACCAAGAUCGUAGAAGAUGAAGAUGAGCACCUUCAUGGAACGGAGGGUUUCGUUGACCCAACUGAAGUUCCAACGGUCUCUAAGAAGCCCAGCCAAGGCAUUAUCCAUGCCCCUGCCUCACACAUCGUUUCGUGA